This is a messenger RNA of Neltuma alba, 1035 nucleotides long. RefSeq names its product TMV resistance protein N-like. Bases 1 to 1035 code for a protein of 344 amino acids. Gene Ontology annotation, biological process: defense response. Lineage: Eukaryota; Viridiplantae; Streptophyta; Magnoliopsida; Fabales; Fabaceae. Gene Ontology annotation, molecular function: ADP binding. The transcript is spliced from 3 exons. The record is from RefSeq and is a predicted model, not a curated record.
AUGGACCAAAAGCAAAAUGAAGAUUAUUACCCUUUGGUCAAACGAAAAGACGGAACCCUUGCAAUGGCACGUUGUGCCAGAGGAGAAUCUUCUUCCAGUUCUAAUCCUUGUAAUUCAACUCCUAACUUAGAUGAUGCUUUCAAUAGAAGAGGCAUCAAAACUUUCGGGCGUGAAGCAGAUCUUAUAGAAGAAAUAGUCACAGAUGUACGGGCUUACAUAAUUCCUAAAUUACCAUCUUAUGUUGACAAUCUAGUUGGGAUUGAGUCAAGAGCACGUGAUAUAAUGUCUCUCUUGGAGGUUGGGUUGGAUGACAGACGUUUUGUAGGGAUAUGGGGUAUGGGCGGGGUGGGUAAAACAACUCUUGCUAGAGUUGUUUUUGAAAAACUAUCCCACGAUUGUGAAGUGUGUUGCUUCCUUGCUAAUGUUAGAGAAACAUUCGAGAAAGAAGGCAAGGUCUCUUUGCAACAGAAGCUUCUUAAAGUCAUGACUAUUCCUAAUGAUUACGAAGGAUUGAAGAUGAUAAGAAAUUGUCUCUGCGAUAAAAAGGUUCUUCUAGUCAUUGAUGAUGUAGAUAAUGAGGAUCAAUUAACUAAUUUGGCCGAAAGUCCAGAUUGGUUUGGCAAAGGAAGCAGAAUAAUUUUUACAACAAGAGAUAAGCACUUGCUCACCUCAUUUGAAGUAGAUGAGCAAAGAAUAUAUGAGAUGAAAACCAUGGAGGAAGAUGAAUCUCUUCAACUCUUUUUAAACAAAGCAUUCAACAAAGGCCAUCCUCCUGAUGAGGCUUAUUGGAAGCUAUCUAAAUCUGUAGUUGAACAUGCAGCUGGUCUUCCUUUGGCACUUAAAGUUUUGGGUUCUUUUCUUCACGGAAGGAAAAAAAAUGAGUGGAUAGAUACUUUAGAUAAAUUGAAGAAAAGUUAUCUUGCUAAAGAUAUUUCUCAAGUGCUUAAAAUAAGUUAUGAUGGAUUGGAUGAGCAACAACGGGCAAUAUUUUUAGAUAUUGCUUGUUUUUUCAAGGGUUACAAAAAAAAAAUGUAA